Telopea speciosissima is the source of this 684-nucleotide messenger RNA. RefSeq names its product F-box/LRR-repeat protein At1g55660-like. Gene Ontology annotation, molecular function: protein binding. The coding region runs from base 1 to 684 and encodes 227 amino acids. The transcript has 3 exons. Lineage: Eukaryota; Viridiplantae; Streptophyta; Magnoliopsida; Proteales; Proteaceae. The record is from RefSeq and is a predicted model, not a curated record.
AUGGCUUUGCGUUCAAUUCGAGACAUGUUGAGUAAUCUACCAGAAGAGAUACUAGAAAAUAUCUGUUCAUCUUUGUCAAUAAGAGAUGUGGUAAGGACUAGUAUCCUGUCAACUAAUUGGAGAUAUAAAUGGAUUUCAGUUCCACAUCUCAUAUUCAAUGAUGAAUGUAUACCAGUUUCUGAUGGUUCACUUGGUGGUCAUGAUAAACUUGUUAAAAUUGUCAAUCAUGUUCUCCUACUUCAUAGAGGCCCGUCCUUACCCAAUGUUGAUGUGCCGAGGAGGCUUACUUAUACUUAUGGUCAUUUGAAGAGGAUCUCCUUCCGAUUAAACUUGGAGGAUAUGAAAGAGAUUUUAGUUUCUAUCUGUUUACUUAACAGCUCACCUAAUUUGCAGGAACUUGAAAUCAGGCUCUGGAAUUUUAGGAAAUAUGCUAUUGUUCCUGUCAUGGAUCUGCAAGAAGUAAAUGAUCAGUUGGAGUGUACAUUCAACAAACUCCGGGUUAUAAAUAUUUCUGAACUCUUUGGUAUGGAAAUUGAACUGGUACUCGUUAAAUAUAUCCUUGCCAAUUCGCCAAUGCUUGUGACAAUGAAUAUCAGUCUUGCAAAAUGGGGCAUUGAAGUAGUACCAUUGUUGAAAGAAUUGCUUCAAUUCAAAAGAGCUUCACCACAAGCAGAAAUUGUGUAA